This is a messenger RNA of Cryptococcus deneoformans JEC21, 3913 nucleotides long. RefSeq names its product cell wall organization and biogenesis-related protein, putative. Gene Ontology annotation, cellular component: nucleus. Gene Ontology annotation, biological process: regulation of actin filament polymerization; actin cortical patch assembly. The coding region runs from base 107 to 3739 and encodes 1210 amino acids. Lineage: Eukaryota; Fungi; Basidiomycota; Tremellomycetes; Tremellales; Cryptococcaceae. Gene Ontology annotation, molecular function: cytoskeletal protein binding; protein-macromolecule adaptor activity; ubiquitin binding. The record is from RefSeq and is a predicted model, not a curated record. The transcript has 8 exons.
GAGGAGUGGACGCGGGCGACGAAAAGAGGCGGCGUCGUCCAUCUUGCGUUUCCAUCUCCACUCCGCUCAUCUCCCGCUUCAUCCCCGCCAUCGCCCGCCCCGCACCAUGGCCUACGUCGCAGUCGCAAAGGCCCUCUACGACUACCAGCCACAGGACCCAGACACCGAGCUCGCCUUCCAUGAAGACCACAUCCUCUACAUCAUCGACAAGGAGGACAACGACUGGUGGAAGGCAAAGCUCAAGGAUGAUAACGGCGGCGCAGACGGCCAGGUCGGCCUCGUACCCGCCACCUAUGUCGAGGAGAUACCACCCAUAAGCACCACCCGCGCCAUGUUCGCCUAUGAAUCCACCUCUCCGGAAGAACUAUCCAUGUCAGAUGAAUCCGCCCUGCACGUGUACUCUGUCGAGGACGACUGGCUCCUCGUUCGACUGGACUCGGACCCUUCAUCCAAGCUCGGCUUUGUCCCACGCAACUAUUGCGAGCCCCUCGAUGCGUCGGAGCAGGUCCAGGUUGCCGACGCAGCCGAUACCGAGGCAGAGCUCGAGGCGCAAAGGCAGGCUGAGCACGAAAAGGAGCUCGCCGAGAAGCAGAGGCAGCUCAAGCUCAAGGACAAGGUCGAAACAUGGAGCAUCAGUGAGCUCGAGGGCAAAAAGAAGAAGAAAGGGACACUCGGUGUCGGCAACGCUGCAGUUUUUUUCGCAUCUGAUACUGACAAGGCCGCUCCUGUCAAACAAUACCCAAUCACAGACGUCCUCUCCGUCAGCCAGCCUUCCUCCAAGAACCUCUCUCUCGCCCUCUCCACCCUCGCCGAACCUCUUCAGUUCCAUUGCGGCAGCGCUGAUACUGCACGCGCCAUUCUUGCCAAGCUCGAGCAAAGCAAAGCUGCCGCAGGCGAGGCCCUUGAAUUGCUCAACAACGAGACACAACCUGUCUCUUCUGAAGACGAGGCCGAACCCGAGCCCGAACCCCAACCCCAACCGGAGCGCGCACCACAACCCGCUUUCACCCCGCUUCCUCCUCCCCCCCAUCCUUCCCGCACCAUCUCCGCCACCUCCAACAACUCUGAACCAAAGGGUGUCCGCUUUGCCGAGCCCGAGCCCGAGCCCGCGCCCGCACAAAAAGGUGAAGAAGAAGCAGCGACCGUUCUCUACGACUUUGAUGCCGCGGGCGAUGACGAACUGACGGUAAAGGAGAACGAUACGGUAGCCAUCGUGGACAAGGAGAACGACGAGUGGUGGCUCGUCAAGGAUUCAAACGGUCAGCAAGGUGUAGUGCCCGCCGCGUACCUUCAGCUCAAUGACGGCUCUGUCCCUGCUCCCUCCGCUUCUGCCGCGGGUGGACCUGCCGCGUACGAUGAGGACGAUGAAGAAGAGUAUCGUGCAUCCGAAGCCAAAGCUGAAGCCGAAGCCGAAGCCCGUGCCGCCCAGCAGGAAUCUGAGCGUCAACGUCAACUUGCCGCAGAAGAAGAACGACGUCGGAUUCAAGCGGCUGCCGAAGCUCGUCGCAUGCAAGAAGAAGAGGACAGGCAGUUGGCUAUCCAGAUUGAGGAAGAACAAAAGGAGAGGGCAGCAAGAAAGGCUUUGCGAAGACAAGAAGAGGAACGAAGACGACGAGAGGAAGAGGCCAAAGCGGCGAGGGAGAAUGCCCGGGCUGGAGGAUUGCAGCCGCCUCAAAUCACGAAAAGGCCGUCAGGCAACGAUGUGGCCGCAGCUGCCAACAGGCUUCCCACCAGAGGACAUGCCGCUCCCGCACGACCUCCUGACAAUGCUCGUUCCAAACCCAACCCCGCCAAGGUCCGCACCUGGUCCGAUAAAAGCGGACAGUUCGACGUCGAAGCUGAAUACCUCGGUCUGCUCAAUGGCAAGGUCCGCCUGCACAAGCUCAACGGAGUCAUUAUCGACGUCCCACUCGAAAAAAUGUCUGCGCGCGAUACCGAGUUGAUCAGGAGGCAUGAAGCAAAGAAGGCUAAAAAGGCGAGCAUGGAUGAAGAUGACCGACCGCUGGGCCAGCAGCCUACAGGUAGACGACCAGGACAAAGGUCGGUCGAAAGCACCCACAGGAGCGAGGAACCGAUCCCCGCUGAAGUCGUGCGUGCCUCCAAGGCGGCAGCAAGUAAACGCCCCCCAUUCGACUGGUUCGAGUUCUUCCUUUCCGCCGGGUGCGAUAUGGACGACUGCACCCGCUAUGCUACCAAUUUUGAGCGUGACCGUAUUGACGAUAGCAUCCUACCCGACUUGGAUAACGGUACACUUCGCUCCCUCGGUCUGCGCGAAGGCGACGUGAUCCGUGUGCGCAAAGUCAUCCAGAGCAGGUUCUCAAAGAAGACACCAGAGCAGCAAGCGCAGAUUGAAAAGGAUGAAGAGCUGGCGAGGCAGUUGCAAGAACAAGAGGCGGGUGGCAAGCCGCCUGGACUGUUUACCGGUCCCAAUGGGAAAUUGGCCAACAACACUCGAAGAGGGAGGCCGGAAAAGAAGUCGACCGGUCCAGAAUCAGUCGACGCCGCUGCAUUGGCUGCUGCAAGCGACAAGCUUGCUCAAGUCACUCUUACACCCACCCCGCCCAGCGCUCCUACGCCUCCACCCGUGAUUUUGACUCCUCCCACCGUUGAGGAAAAGAAGCCGGCAGCAGCACCUGCCACUUCAACCGGGUUUGACGAUGACGCCUGGACUAUCAAACCCAUUUCCAAGCCUUCCUCUCCCGCCCCUGCCACUGUUACGACUAGCUCAUCCCCCGGGCCGUCUGCUGCUCCCGUCUCGACUUCUCCCAAGGUAGCCAACAACACCGACUCUCUGCUUGCUCAGAUCAAUGCGCUCAGGCCCGCGAGUACAGGCAUCAGCCAGAAUAACACGGGCGGAAGCUUUGACAAGUUUUCCCACAUGACGGGCGCAGGCGCGCCCCGAGCACCGUCAGCACCUGCUCAGCACCCAGCCGCCCAGCAACCACAAUCCCAGCUAUCACCUCAGCCUACCGCCCAGUCACAGCAGUCCUUUGUUCCCAACGCGUAUGGCCUCGGUGUGCAGAACUCGGGCCAACCGAUGUCGAUGCUUGCUCAACAAACAGGCAUGUCCAACUCUUCCAACGCUCCCCGUGGCCCGCUCGCCCCCGUCCCCGUAAACCAGGGGCUGUUGAACCCCAUGCAACCGCAAGCCACAGGGAUGUUUGUUCCAACUCGAGAUCUAUUGCCGAUGGGUGCUCAGCAAACUGGAUUCCAGCCGCAACAGCAACAGCCUCAGACUACUUCCAGCUUCCAUGCUCAGCAACAAAUGAUGCCUCAGCAAACUGGGUUCUUCACCGGUCAGAUGGGUAUGCAGCCUAACUUUACUGGCUUUCCCCAACAACAACAACAACAACAACAACAACAACAACAACAGUCCACAUUUAACACCAUUGCCUCCAUGCCCCCUCCUCAACCUCAACAAGCUCAGCAGGCCCCUGACAAGUUUGCGCCUUCAAACAUCUUUGCAGCUAUGAAGAAGACGGACUUUGGUAAACCCGAGGAACAACAACCUCAAGCAGCUGGCAAAUACGAUGCCCUUCGUCCACUCACUACAGGCUAUAACGGCGCGCCGGGUAUGAUGCCUCAGCAGACUGGCAUGAUGGCUCAACCUACCGGGAUGAUGCCGCAACAGACUGGUAUGAUGGGUAUGCAGGGGCAGGGAAUGCCUGGAAUGAUGUCCCAAAUGACAGGGUACAACCCGAUGAUGUACCAAAAUCAAACAGGGUAUGGGUACCGAUAGAUUCUUGUUGUGAGCGAGGCAAAACUAAAGGGCGAGAUUGUAAGCAAUGUGUACUGUGCAAGAAUUAAGAGUGUAAAAUCAAGGUAGCCUAUUGAUACCUCUUUUUACAAUAUGGUUUAUGCAGUUUCCCGACCGUUUUCAGUCUUUAGGGUAUGCAAUCGGAUUAUUACUGCA